AUGGCAGACUCUACCUUCACGGCGCCUUUGUCCAAGGCUUUUGGAUAUGGUAUCAUCCUUGGACUGGGUUUUGCCUUUGCCUUGUUGAUGAUCUUUAUUACUUGGGCUUUGAGACGCUAUCAAAAUGAAGUUCAAACAUCAGAAAUGUUCUCGACUGCCGGCCGGUCUGUGAAGUCAGGAUUGGUUGCUGCUGCUGUGGUCAGUAGUUGGACAUGGGCAGCCACUCUUCUGCAGUCCUCCGCAGUAGCAUAUAAAUAUGGUGUCUCUGGGCCCUUCUUCUACGCAUCAGGCGCCACCGUCCAAAUCCUUCUCUUCGCAACAAUCGCAAUUGAGUUAAAACGUCGCGCACCAAACGCCCACACCUUCCUGGAAGUCAUCCGUGCCCGUUAUGGAACAAUUGUUCACUGUGUCUUCAUCGUCUUCUGCCUAAUGACCAACAUUCUCGUGACAGCAAUGCUGUUAACUGGCGGUGCAGCCGUGAUGACCUCCCUUACUGGCGUGCCAACCGCAGCAGCUUGUUUCCUCCUCCCAAUUGGUGUGGUUCUUUACACCCUGUUCGGAGGUAUCAAAGCAACCUUCAUCACAGACUAUAUGCACACAGUGGUAAUUCUGGUGGUAAUCUUCCUCUUCGCUUUCUCCGCCUAUGCCACCAAUGCCGAACUAGGCUCCCCAUCCAAGGUAUACGACGCCCUAGUGUCAGCCUCCAAGCGUCACCCGGUCGAAGGCAAUGCAGAGGGCAGCUACCUGACUAUGCGCUCAAAGGAAGGUGGAAUCUUCUGGAUCAUCAACUUGAUCGGUAACUUCGGCACUGUCUUCCUCGACAACGGCUACUACAACAAAGCCAUCGCCGCCAGUCCCGUCCACGCUUUCCCCGGCUAUGUCAUUGGUGGUCUUUGCUGGUUCGCCAUUCCCUGGCUUUGCGCUAGCACAAUGGGACUAUCCGCAUUGGCAUUGGAAGGGACACAGCGUAUGAGUUCUAACGAUGUCACCGCCGGAUUGGUUCUCCCCUUCGCCGCCGUCAAGCUGCUGGGCUACAGCGGUGCUGUUGCUACGACAUUGAUGAUCUUUAUGGCGGUAACAUCUGCUUUCUCCGCGCAGUUGAUUGCCGUUUCUUCGAUCUUCACCUAUGAUAUUUACCAGGCCUACAUCGACCCCUCUGCUAAGGGCAAGAGACUCGUUUGGAUCUCGCACAUGUCUUGCAUCGUCUACUCAAUCAUCAUGGCUGGAUUUGCUACCGGUCUCUACUAUGCCGGUAUUGGCAUGGGAUACCUUUACCUCCUAAUGGGCGUUAUCAUUUCCUCAGCCGUCUUCCCAGGCGCAAUGACCCUCCUCUGGAAAGGCCAGAACCACAUCGCAGCUGCUGUCUCUCCACCACUCGGUUUGGCAGUCUCCCUCAUUGCCUGGCUGGUUACAGCAAAGAAGGAGUCCGGGAUCUUGACCGUUGACACAACCGGCGCGAAUUACCCAAUGUUAGCAGGAAACGUCGCAGCCCUACUGAGCCCUGUAGUCUUCAGCCCAAUCCUGACCUACGCCUUUGGCCCGCAGAAUUACAACUACGAGUCCAUGCGCGCAAUCCGCAAAGUCGACGACUCGGAAGUUGCUGCGGCGGCUCACGUCGACCUAGAGCUGGUACCAGGCGAAGUAGCCCCAGAAGCAGGCCAAACAGAAGAAGAAGACCGCCAGUUGAAUCGCUCGGCAUUGUACGCGCGAACACUAACAAUCUUCAUGGCGCUUGCUUUCUUGAUUCUCUGGCCGAUUCCCAUGUAUGGAUCUUCCUACGUCUUCAGUCGGAAGUUCUUCACCGGCUGGGUUGUUGUGGGUAUUAUUUGGUUGUUCUUUACCUUGUUCGGUGUGGUCGUGUUCCCGCUUUAUGAGGGACGUGAGAGUAUCUGGCGUGUUGCUCGGAUGAUGGCCUUUGAUUGUAUGGGUGUUCGCCCUGCUGUUUAUCGGGGGAGGAAGGCUGGUGCUGAGACUGGGGAGGCUACGCCUUCUGGUCUGCAGACGCCUGAUGUCGUCGGCGAAAAGGGGGAGAAAGUUAAGGGGGUGGAAGAGUGA
Messenger RNA from Penicillium nucicola, 2055 nucleotides. Its product is annotated as sodium:solute symporter family protein. The record is from RefSeq and is a predicted model, not a curated record. Gene Ontology annotation, cellular component: plasma membrane. The coding region runs from base 1 to 2055 and encodes 684 amino acids. NCBI's taxonomy places the organism in Eukaryota, Fungi, Ascomycota, Eurotiomycetes, Eurotiales, Aspergillaceae. Gene Ontology annotation, molecular function: urea transmembrane transporter activity; putrescine transmembrane transporter activity; spermidine transmembrane transporter activity. The transcript has 4 exons. Gene Ontology annotation, biological process: spermidine transport; urea transmembrane transport; putrescine transport.